Messenger RNA from Erigeron canadensis, 1284 nucleotides. Its product is annotated as acid phosphatase 1-like. The coding region runs from base 340 to 1149 and encodes 269 amino acids. The record is from RefSeq and is a predicted model, not a curated record. Gene Ontology annotation, molecular function: acid phosphatase activity. The transcript has 3 exons. NCBI's taxonomy places the organism in Eukaryota, Viridiplantae, Streptophyta, Magnoliopsida, Asterales, Asteraceae.
CCAAAUAAUAUUGAUAACUAACGAAGCAGAGAGUACAACAGCUCAAUGCAUUGAUUUUGGUUAUAUCCAUUAUGAUGGCCAAGUUAGGCAAAUAAAGCACCGGUCAUAGUUUAUCAUCGCAAAACUAUUUAGAUUCAGCUUCAUUUCCAUUUAACACAUUCCAUCUCCUCACAUCGCCAACCGGCUAACCAGACCGGAGCUUCUCUCGGACUGCUCAGCCGAUGGCGGUAUAGGAGCUAACUUCUGCCAUUGUUCCAAGAUUCUUGGAAUCAAGGAAAGAUCAAAACGAUAACUUAGAGCGCCGUGAUCUCUUGGUUUUGUCGUUUUGAUCUUACAAUCAUGGAUUUCCUUGGAUCCACCAUGUUCUUGUGUAUUUUUUCCAUAGCUUUCGGUCAAGAAAGCAUGGACAUGAACGUGGACCGUGACCCUGAUCUCCUUCCAAGACCUUUGAUCAUUGAAUUCCCAGAAUCCCGACUCAGGAAUAUGACUGAUGACCUUGGCAUACAUUGUAUGAGUUGGAGGGUUGCUGUAGAAGCAAACAAUUUGGGUCCAUGGAAAACGAUUCCAAAUGAAUGUGCAGAAUAUGUGAAGGAUUAUAUGUUGGGUCGACCUUAUAACACUGAUCUUGAAAUGGUUUCGAAAGAGGCUAUACAUUAUGCCAGGAGCCUGGAAUUGAAAGGAGAUGGAUUGGAUGCUUGGGUUUUCGACAUUGAUGAAACCUUGAUCUCGAAUCUUCCGUAUUACUCAGACCAUGGUUUCGGAUUGGAAGCUUUCAAUAAUGCCCAAUUCGACAAAUGGAUUCUUGACGGAGUGGCACCAGUGCUCAAGCCCAGUUUGAAGCUGUAUGAGGAGGUACUAAGGCUUGGCUUCAAGAUAAUCUUGUUGACAGGACGCGAUGAAGAUAAAAGGAACGUGACAGUCACAAAUUUAAACAAUGCUGGAUAUCAGAAAUGGGAUAAACUCGUUUUACGAGGUAAAAAUGACAUAGAAAAGUCAGCAAGUGCGUUUAAGUCGGAAAAAAGGAAAGAGAUGAUGGAUGAAGGAUUCCGAAUUCUUGGAAAUUAUGGUGAUCAAUGGAGUGAUUUAGUGGGUACUUCACUGGCAAGCAAAUCGUUUAAGCUUUCGAACCCAAUGUAUCAUAUACCUUAAUUUGUUGUACAUUAGUUCACUCGCAACAAUUUGUUUAUAAACCCGGCCAUAGUGUAUGUGUAAUUUUGUUUUUAUCUUUUGUAAAAUAUUCUCCCCUUUUUUUUUUAAUUAAAGUUCAAACGAUCAUUGCCUUGA